UUUGAUUUUGUAUUGUAAAUUGAACAAUUUUAUAAAAAAUGUUUUGCAUUGUGAAUAAUAAUAUAUUGUAUGGUUCAAUCAUCGUUUAGUCUUAAUUUUAUCAACGGAUUUGUUUGGUUAAUUAAUUAUUUGUGUACGUUUUCUUAUUAGUUUAUUUUUAUCAUGGUGUGGCCAACUCCAAACGAUAAGAAGCUUGACGAAUUUGAUGCAAUGGAUCUACCUGGACAGCAACUGGCAGCGGUUCAUGCGCACACUCCAUUAGACCACGUGCUACAUCUUGACAUCAAGUCACCGGCAGCCUGCCAACGUCUCACUGGAAUCAUGGCGACAAUGGGGAAAUCAACGUACGAUGCUGAAGUUAUAGAGAAAAUGCUAGCGGCUGGCAUGAAUAUUGCUCUACUUAAUCUAUCGUUCGGAACCUUAGAGGAGCAUGAAGAAACUAUAAAGUUACUUCGACAGGCAGCGAAGAACUACAGUGCCAAUAUUGGUAAAAUUUUUCCUCUGGCUAUCGCUGCAAGCCUUCCCGGAAAGAAGAUAAGGACUGGUUCCAUUUCUGACGUUUAUGGCGAAACAGUAGAACUUGUAGUGGGAGAAGCUAUCCGGCUAACAACAGAUGAAACAUAUAAGCACAGGUGUUCAACUUAUGCGGUCUAUGUCGACUAUAUGCACUUCGCCAAACAAAUUAGAAAAGGAGAUUAUAUACUAAUAGAUAAUGCGACUAUCGAACUAAAAGUCGAAAUGAUAUCUUCGACAACUUUAACUUGUUUAAUCGAGCGAGGUGGGAUUCUGGGGUCGUAUAAGGAUGUUUUUGUACCGAAUGUCACUAUUGAUAUGCCAAAUUAUACGGAAACUGAUAAAAUGUAUAUCGAUAUGGCCGUCCGUAACCAAUUGGACAUUCUUGUCGCGUCUUUUGUAAACUCGAGUAAUGGUAUUACUGAGCUCAGGUACUUACUGGGAGAGAAGGGAAAGAAAAUAGCUAUUGUCGCUAACAUCCAAACUAUUGAAGGUUUUCGAAACUUCGAUGACAUUAUGUCGGUUACCGAUGGCAUAAUGGUUACUAGACAGGAGCUAGGAUCGGAUAUAACUCCGAAGAAACUAGUGAUAGCUCAGAAGAAUAUGAUCGCAAGAGCUAAUAAAGCAAAUGUAGCAGUUUGCGUAAGCGCACAUCUGCUAAGCAGUAUGCGCUACAGUGAAAUUCCAUUGAGAUCGGAACUGCUCGACAUAGCAAACUGCGUCAUCGAUGGAGCAGACGCCUUAGUGCUCUCCGCUGAGACAGCAAUCGGCCUGUAUCCUGUGAAAACAGUUCAGUGCAUGGCCAGUGCGUGCAAGGAAGCAGAAGCAUGCAUUUGGACUAAACAACUGUUUUUAGAUCUCGUCGAUAAGACACUUUUGCCGUGUGACCAAACCACUGGCACUGCAAUAGCAGCUGUGAUGGCUGCACAGCGGUGCAUAGCGGCCGCAAUAAUCGCUGUAACCACAUCGGGGAAAUCUGCCCAAGUGCUGUCCAAGUACAAACCACGCUGCCCCAUCAUCGCUGUCACCAGAUAUGCGGCUAUUGCCAAACAGUUGCAUUUGUGGAGAGGAGUGAUCCCAUUAAUUUAUGAAGCCGAACCAGCUACAGACUGGCACAUGGAUCUCAAUAGCCGCGUGAACUUCUGUAUAUUUUGGGCCAUGGAGCAGGGUUUCGUAAGGAUCGGCGAUCCUUUAGUAGUUAUAUCCGGCUGGAAGGCAGGAUCUGGCUAUACCAACACCAUGAGGAUUAUGUAUGCUCCUGCCGACACUGCGAGUUAACAUAUUUUCACUAUACAUCACUAUAGCAUAGUACCGAUAGAUUAGCCGUCAGACGGUUUGAAAUUCAUGUAAUGAAAAUAUAAUCUAAUAUAUUUGGUUAGUACAAUGAUUGUUGCCAAUUACGCCCUUCAAAGUUUGUACUUGUAUUAACAAUAAAUAAUUAUCAUAGAAUAGUUUCCUAGAAACUCCAGAAAAUAUUCUUUUGUAAAUUAUACGCUAAAUAAAGUUAUUAUUAGCGUUUAUUAGCGAAUAAUUCACACUGCGAAGUUUCGAUGCGUGCGGUUUCAUACAAUUUCCAUACGUCACACAAUUCUACGUGAAAAUAAUGGCACGGUGAAGUUUCGCAGUGCAAUCACACACUUAUACUUAUUAACAUUAUUUAAAUAUUUUUUUAAUUUAAUUUGUAAAA
Molecule: messenger RNA, 2200 nt
Organism: Maniola jurtina (meadow brown)
Lineage: Eukaryota; Metazoa; Arthropoda; Insecta; Lepidoptera; Nymphalidae
Product: pyruvate kinase-like
Exons: 9
Coding region: 163-1791 (542 amino acids)
Biological process (GO): glycolytic process
Cellular component (GO): cytoplasm
Molecular function (GO): pyruvate kinase activity; potassium ion binding; magnesium ion binding
Source: RefSeq, a predicted model, not a curated record